Molecule: messenger RNA, 714 nt
Organism: Drosophila sechellia
Lineage: Eukaryota; Metazoa; Arthropoda; Insecta; Diptera; Drosophilidae
Gene: Ptth
Product: Prothoracicotropic hormone
Exons: 3
Coding region: 117-695 (192 amino acids)
Molecular function (GO): prothoracicotrophic hormone activity
Source: RefSeq, a predicted model, not a curated record
GGCACAAAAGGUAAUCCGAGAGCCGUCUUUUGUCCUAAAUGGAUAUAAAAGUGUGGCGACUCCUUGGCCAGAGCUGCAGAAGGAGUACAGCGCUGGUCAGGCACAGAUAGAGCAGGAUGCCGUGGUUGCCCAUUUCCAUUAUGGCACUGGCGCUGCUUAGCCUGACAAAUGAAGGAAUCGCCAGUCAGUACGCCAGCGAUGGAGGUUUUGACGAGGUGGUGGGUCUAAAGAGUCUGGAACAGCGCGCGGAGGAGCAGCAGCCCGAUCACAGUACAUCGAAAAUGCUUAGUGCCCUGUUCGGAUUCAGUCCUAGCACUCCACAUCCCACGGAGAUGGCGAUGGUCAUGCCCCAUCAGCUGCCGCCCAUGUACUAUAACGAUUUCUAUGAGGAUCUGCUGACCACUAAACGCAAUGAUGUCCAUUCCGCAGGCUGCGACUGCAAAGUUACGAACGAGCUCGUAGACCUGGGUGGUCUGCACUUCCCUCGCUUUCUGAUGAAUGCCGUUUGCGAAUCGGGCGCUGGUCGGGAUCUGGCCAAGUGCUCGCAUGGGUCCAAUUGCAGGCCACUGGAAUAUAAGGUUAAGGUACUGGCACAGACCUCUCAGUCAGAUCACUCCUAUUCGUGGAUGAACAAGGAUCAACCUUGGCAGUUCAAGACCGUCACCGUAACUGCAGGCUGCUUCUGCACAAAGUGAUUGAAUGGAUGUGAGCAAC